GUUCUACGAAAGAAGGAUGUCUACACCAACAUCACCCCGAUCCCCUCCCACAUUCCCCGCCAACUCGCCAUCGACAUCCUCCACUCCCACAGCGAGAUCAUCACCCUCAACCCGCUCGUCACCGGCCACCAGCCAACCAAGCCCCCCCGCAAUGCCGAAGCCGAUGAGUUCUACGCCACCUGGUACGAGAUCGCCGAGCGCGUGCAGUUCGUGCCCGGCCUCGGGAAGAUGGGCUCUGGCCAGAUCACCUUCAAGGGGUGCUUCCACGACAUGCCGUGGGGCCUGCAAACCCACAUCCUUGCUCCCAUGAGCGUCGACCUACGCAACAAUUGGCGCAUCGCAGGCACCCAGCCGGGCGAGCCGUCGCAGACGCGCGAGAUGGGCAUCGGCGCGCCGGCGGAGGGGCUGUAUCUGCGGGAGGACAUCGAGAUCCGGUGUAACAUCACGCUGGUGUCGUUCGUCAAGGCGCAGCUGAAGGCGGCGUCGAAGGUGCUGGUGGACCGGCUGGUGAAGAAGGCGGAGCUGAUCGACUCGGGCACGCUGAUCGCGAUGAUGGAGAACGGGAAACUGAAAACCAUCAAUCCCGCCGACCGAUCCGAUACCGCCGGGCCAAUGUCGCCAGUCAUCGCCGCCGCGACCUUGCAAUCGCCGCGUCUACAGUACCAACGCCCGCAGCAAAACAUCCUCUCCCAACACCCCCCAGACCAGCAUUACGCCCAAUACCCCGACUAUAAACCCGUCCCCCCAGUCAUCCAACCCAUGGAACUCCCCGGCGACUACCCGCACCCCUCCCCUGCCUCCCUCGACACCCCGAAACCCUCCCCCGGCCACCCACGCCACUCCGCACAGCUCUCCGAAUACUCCCACGGCUCGCCCGACCCGCAAUGGGCGGACCCACACAGCCAGGGCAGCUCGCGCCCGACGUCGUAUUCGUCGGACACGAGCGGGUUCCGGUCGCCGGGGCUACCUGGGGAUCAUAAGGGGUACGCGGCGGAAUUGCCGGCAGUGGGGGAGGCGAGGGAAGAG
Molecule: messenger RNA, 1026 nt
Organism: Eremomyces bilateralis CBS 781.70
Lineage: Eukaryota; Fungi; Ascomycota; Dothideomycetes; Eremomycetales; Eremomycetaceae
Exons: 1
Source: RefSeq, a predicted model, not a curated record